UAAUAUACAGAAUAUGAAGAGAAAAUAUCAACAAAUGAAUCCCUGAUAUCAGGUUAACGCCAUAUUAACUUAUUUCAAAUAUUUGGAUUUUGCAGGAUGGCAACAUUACAACAAGGUAUGGCAACACCUCAACAGAUUGAAGAAAGCAUGAAGCCAUUCAGGGAAUUCCUCACACAGUAUAAUAGGAUAACAGAAAAAUGCUUCAAUGACUGUAUUUCAGACUUUACCACCAAAAAUAUUUUAAAUUCUGAGAAUUCUUGUUCAUUAAACUGUUUAGAGAAGACAUUAAAAACCACACAAAGGAUAUCUGAAAGAUUUCAGGAACAUCAAAUGUUAAACGUGGACGAUCCAACUGCGGCUGCCAUGCAAACAAUGGGGAAAUGAUGAAUUUAACAAUAGUAUAGGAUAUUUAAGAUAAAUGAUAAAUUGUUGCAUAGAGAUGAGCUGGUGUGACUUAGUAAAUGAGGCAACACUACAAAAAGAUUGUGGUAAUCUCUCAAACUUGCAUAGAUUGCUUCAUUACACAGUAUAAAAUAUGCUGUGUAAGCAGUUUCAUACAUGGAAUCUGACACAUAAUUUAACAUUAAAUAUAUAUAUACACAUUUGUAUUCAUUUGGAUACAUGAAUGGAAUGUUAUAGAAGAAAGGAUGUUAUAACAUAUUUGUAUCAUGGCUGUGACAGUCAUAGUGUGCUUAUUCUAUUAAAAUGAUUAUAUAAUUAUGUUUAAGUAUGUAGAUUUAAAACAUUUUUCACAGUCUCAAUGGUAAGUAAAUGCAUGGAGACUGCACUAAAAUGUUGCAUUGUGAAACUUUCUCGAACUUGGAAAAACAUAUAAGAAAUAUGAAAUGUAUUUAGAAAUAAGAAAGAUGCAGGGAUUUACAGUGUAGAAUUUUAUACAUGGUUUUUAAACACAUCUAAUAUAAAUCAAUAUGGCAAAAGUUGUUUAAUAUAAAUAUUUAAUAAACAUUAUUUUAGCA
Molecule: messenger RNA, 977 nt
Organism: Ruditapes philippinarum (Manila clam)
Lineage: Eukaryota; Metazoa; Mollusca; Bivalvia; Venerida; Veneridae
Product: mitochondrial import inner membrane translocase subunit Tim9-like
Exons: 3
Coding region: 97-384 (95 amino acids)
Source: RefSeq, a predicted model, not a curated record